Molecule: messenger RNA, 987 nt
Organism: Seminavis robusta
Lineage: Eukaryota; Bacillariophyta; Bacillariophyceae; Naviculales; Naviculaceae
Source: the annotation of a GenBank genome assembly
GACAUAAAAUUGUGUUCCAACAACCGAGCAAAAGCAGACAGCCGCGACCAGCCACUUCGACCAAAGCGUUCUCUUCCUCAUUCAUCUUAUUGUCUUGUUGGAUAUCUCCGGUAGAUAGUAGCAACAGCUCGCUCCUUCCAGUUUAGAAGCACCAUGGGAAUCUUCAGUUUGAGUGCAAGUGGUCGGCUGGAUCUCACUGCCAUGCUAGUGUUCAGCCUGGGUCUGAUUGGUAUAAUUAGUCUAGUCAAGAAGGCUCAUGCCAACGAGGCCGAUGAAGACGAAGUGGUGGCCAACACUGCCUUUGUCAUUUGGUUGGUGACGACCAUUCUGAGUUGUAUCAUGUGCGAAGGCAUCUAUCUCUUUCGUGCGGGACGUUGUCUUUUCAUAGUAUGGAUGGCACUAGCAAUCUACUUUUUGGCGACAGAAGAGCACUUUGCAGUGGCAGUCGCAUGCGGAGGCAUUGUUACCGGAAUCGUAUUGAUCAAUUUGGGCAUUUACUCGGCAGAAGACGAGGCUAGAGCAGAACCCAAUAAGGACUACGUAUUCAACUAUCAAGAUGGGGCCAUGCAACCGAGAAGAAAUCACCGAUACGAACUGGCCGUAGUAGAGGACAAGGGAGAUGAUCCGCUAGGGACAGAUCCCACCACGGCCACCACGGAAGAAGAGGCAGAGAUUCGGGCGACGGGUGCGGAUAUUAUCUAACCAGCUAGCUAGCUUGCUGGCCUCAAUCUACAACAGAAAGAGCAGGGCCGUAUACAUGGAUUUGGAGAAACGAGGUUCUUUGUAGUGGCCCAUUUGAAAAACCUCCAAUAAACCCACGAGUCCUACUCUGGCAGCCGGAAAACCUACGAGUCAAUCCUUCAUUCAUGUCGCGGUUGAUCUGACAUGAUUUGGUUGAGAACAUCAGCAAAUAUUGCGAUCUCUACUCCUUAUUAGCUUUCAUAAUCACUGUUCAUUACCUUUUAAAAUAAAACCAGGCCUUCGACG